AAUGUUCUUUAUCUAGUUUAGUUUUCCUUUCUUUUUUUGCUUCCAAUCUCCAUGCUUCUGGAUUGUUCUUGAAAUACUAGCCAGCAGGGCCUCAGAAUUUUGCGACCCUGUGCAAAUUUAUCAGUGUUGCUCUAUUUUCUUUGAUCUCUCUUGGAUCGGGGAGCAUAUUGUUAGUAGGUUAGGUCCUUCUCAGAAAAAAAAAACAUCAAGUAAUAUAUUGCUGGAGCUCUGUACAGUGAAGUCCAUGCGGAUGCAAAAGAAGAUCGCUGAAAACUUGAGGAAUGGCUUCUCAGUUAAGGCACACAAAAAAGUGUAUGAGAUUGAGAGAAUUGAUUGAAAUCAACAUCAACACAAACACAAACAUUCAAAGGCCGAGUUAAAAUUAUUCUUCUCCAAAUUUCAAAGGGAUACCAGAAAAGUUUUCAUGGUACUUGGGGGUAGUACCGCUCUUUGUUCCUGCGGAGGUCUUUUGUUCCAUGCCAUUUUCAUACUGUUUUCUACAUCCUCUAGAGAUGUCACAGAGACCGUGCUAGCUGAUAUUUUCAACACCACCGACUGCUAGCAGUAGCACUAUAUACACAAAACCGCAGUCCUCCGCGCCCUUGAUCCAUUCUUCACUCUCCUGAUCGAAGCGCAAUCGAGGAGCUGAACCAGCAAGAUCGAGCAUACUUUACUGAUAAAGACGAGGGCUGUAUUCACUACUUGCCCGCCGCCGCUUGCUGCGCACAAUCUCAAUUAUCAAGAACAACCAGUUCGACAAAGCCAUAUGGAGUACGCGACGGGAGCACUGGGCACUCUGCUUCCCAAGCUCGGCCAGCUGCUCCGAGAUGAGUACAGGCUGCAGAAGGGCGCCAAGAAAAACAUCGAGGACCUCACAAAAGAGCUCGAGUGCAUUCAAGCUGCCCUCCGCGACGUCGGCGAGGUGCCGCUGGACGAGCGUAGCGAGCUGCUCAGGAUCUGGGCCCGUGAUGCCCGGGAGAUGUCCUACGACAUGGAGGAUAUGGUGGACACCUUCCUUGUGCGUGUCCAGGGCCCUGAUGAACGCCCCAGCAAAAGGAAGGUAAAAAGGUUUUUCAAGAAGUUGUGGGAUGAUGUCACCAAGGCAAAAAUCCGGCGCGACAUCGGCCAAGAGAUCAAUGACAUCAAGGAGCGUGUCAAGGAGGUGGCAGAGCGACGCGCAAGGUACAAGUUUGAUGAUAUUACUCCUGCCAAAACUUUUAGUGUUGACCCUCGCAUAGCAUUUCUGAACACUAAGGCAACUGAUCUUAUCGGUAUCGAUAAGGCAAGGGAAGAAGUAAUCACGAAGUUGACAAAGGGAGAUAAUAAUGUCCUGUCGGCACAACAAAGGAUAAUCUCUAUUGUUGGAUUUGGAGGGCUAGGCAAGACAACACUUGCCAAAGCAGUGUAUGACAAGCUCAAAGGGCCAUUUGAUUGCACAGCGUUUGUCUCGGUUGGGAGGAAUCCGGACAACAUAAAGAACAUUUUCAGGAACAUAUUAAUCCAACUUGACAAGGGACGAUACGAGAAAUUUAAUUUUUCAAUAUUCGACGAUGAGAUGCAACUCAUCAAUGAACUUCGAGAUUUCCUUGGAAAUAAGAGGUACUUCAUUGUUAUUGACGACAUAUGGGACACAAAAGCUUGGAAGAUAAUCCAAUUAGCUCUUGUUGACAAUAAUAGUGGAAGUAUAAUAAUCAUAACUACUCGUAAAUAUGAAGUUGCACAACAAGCUGGUGGGAUUUAUCGGCUAGAACCGCUGUCAGAUGAUAACUCGAGAAAGUUAUUCUUUGCAAGGAUGUAUGAUGGUGAAAGUAAAGCAUCUAAUCAUCAACCAGAUGAUGAGGUUUCAGAUAAAAUUCUAAAGAAGUGUGGUGACAUUCCACUGGCUAUCAUCACAAUGGCUAGUCUGUUGGAGGGUAAACAUAUGGAGGAAUGGUCAGAGAUACUAAACUCUAUUGAUUUUGGCAGUAAAGAGAAUCAGCAAGUAGAGGACACAAUGAAGAUAAUAUCGUUUAGCUACUAUGAUCUACCUCCUCAUCUAAGAAUAUGCCUAUUGUAUCUAAGUGUGUUCCCAGAAGAUUAUUUCAUUGAGAAAGAUGCUCUUAUAUGGAUGUGGAUAGCCGAAGAUUUUAUUGUUCACAAGAAACAAGGAAUAAUGUCCUCAUUUGAGAUUGGGGAGAGAUGGUUUAGUGAGCUGGUAAACAGAAGUAUGAUUCAGCUGGUAGAGAAAUGGGACGAAGGGAGUCGCAUCUUAGUACAUGGCUGUCAGGUUCAUGAUAUGGUAUUGGAUCUUAUCUGUUCCAUUUCAUCCGAAGAGAACUUUGUCACUAUAUUAGAUAACAAGGAAGGGGCAUCAUCAUCAUCAUCAUCAUCACCAGGCAAAGUUUACAGGUUAGCCCUCCAUAAUAAUAGAAUUGUGGAGUCCCAUAUGGUGGGCAUGGGAAGAGUGAGGUCAUUCAUUUCAUGUGACUGUGAUAUUGACAAGGGGAUCCCACUGUCAAGCUUUACACUUAUACGAGUGCUAGCCAUAUAUAAUGGUGUUUUCGGACGUAAACACCGCCAUUUGAAGCAUAUCCAGAAUUUACUUCACUUGAGGUAUCUCCAGCUAAGCGGUGGAGAAGCUGAGCUCCCUGAAGAAAUAGGAAAUUUAAAGUUUUUGGAGACACUACAUGUGUACCGACUUUUGAAUGCAAAAGUGGUGAGCCUUCUAACACAGUUGCGGUGCCUGCGAUUAGAUCUUGGUAAUAGCGUCUCGGCUACAAUAUUUACAGAUGGUAUAAAGCUGACAUCUUUGGAGGAGCUCGAGGUAUGUUUUGGUUAUCAUGCAUUUAAGAGUCAAGAGCCAUGGAGGCGAUUUGUGAAGGAGCUGGGCAGCCUGAAGGAACUCAAGGUGCUCCGCCUUGGUUCUUGUAACGCAUUUUCGAUGGAAGUACAGAUAGAUUUGGUCGAGUCUCUGCGCAGUCUCGGAAAGAUGGAGCACCUGUCUCUGCAUGCGUACUGGUCUUCAUCUGCGGAUACCGCGACGUGGGAAGCAGCGGGCUUUCGUCUCCCACGACACAUUCGGUAUUUGCUACUAAAUGGGAUAAAUUUCUCUGGGUUCCCAUCCUUCUGCAUCAACCGCUUGUGUCUUCCGAAUCUCUCCCACCUAUCCCUCAGCGUUGAUGCUAUCGAAGAGCAGGAGCUGCAAAUCUUGGGCCAGUUGCCGGAGCUCCGUUUCCUCGAUCUGAAGGUGGAGUCCACUGCGGAAAUAAUGGUAUGCAGUGCUGCUACUACUGAUCCCGCCGGCGAUGGUGGCCGCUUUUUCAAGAAGUUGAGGCACUGCACGUUGAAUCCUUGGGAAGUCUUGUUGCUGCCAAGCAAGGACGGUGUUUCCUUUCGUAUGCGGCGUGUGCAUGCCACCGUGCUCCUGGGCUCUGAAUGGAACGGCGUCAGCAGCGGCAAAGGUCUUGCGGCGGCUCUGAUGCCACGCGUCCAUAAGCUUAGUUUUAAAGUAUUCAGCGUGCGGGAAUUCAAGGAUGAAAACCAUGGGGAUGGCCUCUGCUUGGAGUACUUUGCCUCGCUUCAGAAUAUCAAUGUAAAGAUCUACAUCGAUGACGCCUCUGAUGCGGAGGUGGAGGUGAAGGAGGUGGAGGCAUCACUGCAGCGUGCAGCUCGCGUCCAUCCCAACCAUCCCCUAGUUGAGACGGUCAGGUACAACGCGCCCAUGUUCCCGGAGUGGAAGGCAUGGGCGGCGAGCAGGCAGGCACAUGAGGCAGAGGUUGAGCAGCAACAAGACGACGAGCAGGCAGGCUCAUCAGCGAGAGAUUGAACAACAACGCAACAGGACUUUGGAGAUAGGAUAUCCCGUUUCAUCAGUCUAUCUAUAAAAUAAAAAGGAGACUAGCAGCAGCCGGCCGGGACUCCUCGUCUUCUCCCUGAGAUCGAUCUCUGUCCCCUGCUUGCUUUCUUCCAGAGCAGUGAAGUCGCAUUAGUGCCAGCCAGCCCUGCAGGCUGCACCGCUGCUCGAGUACGCUCUGCUUUGGCUGCGUGCCGUGUAAACUGAACAAGGCCGUUUUAAUUGUUGAUAAUUUAGUUGGGACACAAGAGAUCUUGGGGCCCCUCGUAGUUUGAUUUCUGAGCCGUAAUGAUUCUUAAAUUGUACUAUAUAAUCUCUAGGACGGAAAAUUAUUUCAAGAAGGAUGUUUGUUGCAAUAGUAUUUUGAUAUUUGCAUUUGUGUUGAGCAGAAAUAAAUCGUAUGUAUUUAUCCCCUGAAA
This is a messenger RNA of Panicum virgatum (switchgrass), 4251 nucleotides long. RefSeq names its product disease resistance protein PIK6-NP-like. Gene Ontology annotation, molecular function: ADP binding. The transcript has 7 exons. The record is from RefSeq and is a predicted model, not a curated record. Gene Ontology annotation, biological process: defense response to other organism. Bases 767 to 3805 code for a protein of 1012 amino acids. Lineage: Eukaryota; Viridiplantae; Streptophyta; Magnoliopsida; Poales; Poaceae.